UUCCGGAAUCCCCCCCCCGCAGCCCUGUGCCGUCGCAGACAAAAAGAGAAGGUUGAUAGGACCUUGGACUAGCAGUGGCUCUUGCUGUAAAUAUCAAUCUGCCCGUGAAUAAAUAGUAUCGCGUCCAUUGACAUGUCGGCCAGGAACCCUGGGACAACGCUUGACCUGGAGUGGAUAUCCAAAGUGAGGGUUAACACACACGCCGUACUGAAGAGAGCCCAGCAUGUACAAGCACAGAAGAUCCCAAAGAAACAGUGGCAGGCCGCAUGGCUGCUGAAGGCCGUCACUUGCAUCGACCUGACAACUCUCGCUGGAGACGACACGCCAUCCAACGUCCACCGGCUGUGCCUGAAAGCCAUCCAGCCGGUCCGACAUGACCUGCUUCGGGCGGUGGACAUGCACGACAAAGGAAUUACUACAGCAGCAGUGUGUGUGUAUCCAUCCCGUGUGGCCGACGCAGUCAAAUCCCUUCGAGAGGCCAACUCCAGCCUUGCCGUAGCCUCAGUGGCCACUGGUUUUCCAGCCGGCCAGACACCUCUGGAGACCCGCCUACAGGAAGUCCGCGUAGCGGUGGCUGACGGCGCCACGGAGAUCGACAUCGUCAUCAACAGGAUGCUUGCCCUCACUGGACAGUGGGAAGCUAUGUAUGAGGAGAUCCGUCAGUUUCGAGCGGCCUGUGGUGACGCCCACAUGAAGACCAUCCUGGCUAUUGGAGAGCUGGGCACCUUCACUAACGUCUACAAGGCCAGCCUGGUGGCUAUGAUGGCUGGCUCCGACUUCAUUAAGACGUCCACAGGAAAGGAGUCUGUCAAUGCCACUUACCCGGUCGCCAUAGUGAUGGCGAGGGCCAUCCGCGACUACUUCCUGUGUUCAGGCCACAAGGUGGGCUUUAAGCCAGCAGGGGGGAUCCGAACGGCUCAGGAGUCCCUGGUGUGGCUCGCUCUCAUCAAAGAGGAGCUGGGUAAAGACUGGCUCUGUCCGACCCUGUUCCGCCUGGGAGCCAGCAGCCUGUUGGCUGACAUCGAGAGGCAGAUCUACCAUCAUGUGACUGGACAGUAUGCUGCCUACCAUGAGCUGCCUAUGGCCUGAAUCUGUAGACUCCCUGUUCUAACAAGCAAUCAGAACCUCAGACUCGCCACACAAGCCUGUCAGUGUGCAACCGAGCAGCGUUGAGCUAAUCUCUGAGGCACACUCAUGAUCAGUGCUUUGACCAAUUUCUGUGACACAGAGCAAACUGCUGCCAUUGCUCUAUGUAAUGUGCACAUCUAGUUAUGAAAUGACUAAGAGGUGAUUCAACUUUGUCACAUAAUGAAUGUAUGUUUGGAAGUGAUGGCGAAGGUUGUGACAAAUUAAACUUAAUGAAAUUUAAGUGAUGAAAAACAAUAUUCAUCGAUCUGUCCCUCAGACCGUGAAAGUCUUAAUUUAAACACUGCUGAUAUUUUACAAAAUAAAGUAUAUUUGGAAA
Gasterosteus aculeatus aculeatus (three-spined stickleback) is the source of this 1465-nucleotide messenger RNA. It is a transcript of the gene dera, whose product is annotated as deoxyribose-phosphate aldolase (putative). Gene Ontology annotation, molecular function: deoxyribose-phosphate aldolase activity. Lineage: Eukaryota; Metazoa; Chordata; Actinopteri; Perciformes; Gasterosteidae. Gene Ontology annotation, cellular component: cytoplasm. The record is from RefSeq and is a predicted model, not a curated record. Gene Ontology annotation, biological process: carbohydrate catabolic process; deoxyribonucleotide catabolic process.